AUGUCGUUGCACAUUUACAUUUCUCACUCUGGUGAGCAUCUACUGGCUGAUCCAGUAGCUUUUGCUUCACCCGAUUCUUUGAAAUCAUGGAUCGUUCGAAAUACCUCGAUUCCUCCUUCUAGGCAGAUCUUGAUGACCGCCCGAGGGAAGAACGUGAAGACACAGACACUUGCUACCGAGACUGAAAUAUUUGUAUAUGACCGACAAUACGUGAGCGAGCCGGGCGAUAUCGAGCUUCCGGAACUACCUACACCUGAACCCUUUAAGCCUGGCAGUCCUCCCGCAUCACUUACCGACCAGAACGACCUGCAAGCAUGGCGGAACUUAUUCAUGGCGAGGAAAUCAUGGGCCCUGGAGUUAUCCAGCCGAUGUGGCGCUACCGACAAGACGAUACAGGAACACAAUGAACGAACCGAUGUCAUCAAUCGCGCAGUUGGUGUCGCACUCGAGAAUCUCAAAUCACAUGUUGGAAAUCUAGAACACAAGUUCAAAGAAGCUCAGACGUGGGCCAAUAAUAUACUGGAAGAGCAGCAGGCUGCUCUAGAUGACUGGCAACGCGCUCUGGCAAGAUUAGAGAGCAUCCCAGCACGAAAAGAUUUCCCACUUCUUGGCCGACCAUCAACCCCAAAGAAAGACAACAACCGGUUGAUGGGAUCUCUUAAUGACUUCGUAGAUGCACACGAAGUCGAACAGGCUGGCGCAGAUGCGGCGGUUGCCCAACCGCGGUUCGCCAGUCAAGUUCAAGAUCUCCAGGACGCAGUUGGUGAGAUCUCCUUGGAUACUCAAAAUUUAAUAAAGGAGUUGUUGUCUUCUCCCGCCGAUGUGGACGAGGGCUUGCUAGCUGAAGUGGAAACGAUUGCGAAGAAGAUUGGCUCGGACCAUGAGCAUGUUAUCAGUCUACCAAAUAACCAGAAGAUGCUUGCAAAUGUUUCUCGGCUGGCGCUCAACCACACCCAAAACCUUCUCCCCUCUCUCUUGGCUGCAAGUGCAGACCUGCAGCAAGCACUUGCACAUUCAAUCGAGCGUCGUUAUAAUGCAGAGAAGACGGCCAUUGAUCAAAUGCGGGCCAUUUCAUCUCUCCAAUCACGGUUGGCCGACGCUAAUGGCCAACUGAUAAAUCUCGAUGUGAAUACCAACUCCUUCGACAUUAUCUAUACUGUAUUCCAGAUGCCAAUGGUAUACGGGUCCAUCCUUAUCGAAUCCGUUCGACGCCGAGAAUGGUCAGAUAAGGUAAAGGCGGAUUCAUUGAGUUUAGCGGAAGAAAUGGCCGUCCUCAGAGAUGAAGAACAAAGACGCCGAAAAAAGUGGCUCAAAAACAUGGGCGAUCAAAUUUCUUUCGGGGACUCGAAUACCCUAGGUAUCGAAGUCAACCUGCAAGGGCAAGAUGAAGAAUGGCCUGAGGUGAACCGAAAGGAGAUUGAGCUUUAUAUUGAUGAUAUAAGAUCUAAACAUUCUUUAACAAAUAUUGCAGAAGAAUUAUCCCAGCAGCUCAAAGACUUAGAUUCACCCUCACGCCAGCAAAGACGACGAGCGAAGGCAUUCAAGAAUGGCAGUGUCUUCGACCUGAGUCGGAGCUCUAUUCUUCUACGCGGUGAUGAUAUGGUUCGAAGUCUACAGGAUGAGAAGACUAAACUCGAAGAGCGGGUUAAGGGCUCUGAGAGUCGUAUACGAAAAUUAGAGGAUCUCCUCCAUCGCCAAAGCCAGCUUAGUCGACCAUCUAGUGGUAACUUCGGCCCGGACUUUCCUAGUUCACCAGCUUCUCCACAUCCAGACACCCUCUCUAGGAGAUCUUCAGUUUCAUCCAGGCGGGUUUCUAUGACCCAGUCCCCCGAGGAUAGAGUCUUGGUCCAACGUAUAGUUUCUCUCGAAGCUGAACUGACAGCUGAAAGAGAGACUGUUCAGAGACUUCACAAAGAGGCCCAUGUCGAGCGACAAUCCAAUUCUGACAAGUAUCAAGAAGCCCAGUCAACCAAAAGAGAUCUCAUUGGAAAUCUUGAGGCACGACAGCGCGAGUUUGAGGACGAACGAAAAUUUCUCGAAUCAGAACUCAAGAAAUAUCGACUUCGCGCGGAUGAAGUGGAAGAAGAGCUGGAUAAAGUGAUAGAUGGACGGGACCAUGAGAAGCAAGAGAUCGAUGAUCGAAUCUAUCAGCUCGAGAUCGAACUGCAAGACGCCCACACAGCUUCGGCGAAGGAGACUCAGAGGGCCGACGAUUUGGAUGAGCGCAUUAGAUGCCAGCAAGAAAAAGAACAAGAGCUUCAGGCGAAUGUCAAUGAUCUUGAGCGCCAACGAACAGAGUGGACUCACAAAGAUCAAGAGAACUACAGUGCUCUACAGUCGGCUUUCAUGAGUCUGUCUCCCGGAGGAGCUGUGCCACUCGAAAUCCCUAGUAUCAUUCACGCUAUCGAGGUCCUUUCUGAAGGCCUUUCUAUCCAUGCUCGAACUGCUGAAACCAAUGCAUCGAAAACCAUGGCUGAAAAUAAGUCUCUGGAAGAAAAUAUCCAAAAGAUCGAAUAUGAACUGGAGGAGCAAGCUACGGCCGUCCAUAAACGGGACACUGAUUUGACCCAGUUGUCCGAGAAACUUGACAAGGUUCGGCAGGAAUUGGAGACCACAAAGCAUGAGUUGGAAAAAGCACGAUCUGAAGCCAACGACACAAAAAUCGAGUUGGAACAGGAGCAGUCUAAACAUCACACUUUGCAAUCCCAAGUAUCUGCAGGAGAAACAGGAUCUGAUGAGCUGCGAGAAAGGAUUGCAGAAGAAGAGCGGAAACAAGCAGAUUUAUCCCAGAGACUAGCCGAUGCAGACUCCAAGGCCCAGGAACUACAGACCAAGGAAGCGGAUUGGGCGAAGAAGCUCGAUAUUGCUUCAGAGGCAGAACGACAAGCACUAGCACGCUACGAAAGUCGCGGGAAACAUGGCCACGAUAUAUCUAAGCAGCUUUUUUCGCAGGUCGAUAAAUUGGAACGGAUGCUCGAGCAACUGGGAUUUGCUAUCAUUCAACAAGAUGGUCAUCUCAUUAUCCAACGCGCUUCGAAGCUCACUGCCUCUUCAUCGGGACUUGGCGAAAGCUUGGCUCAAUCUGGUAUUGUGUCCGCUAAGCCUGACAGUGCACUACUUGGUUGGAUGAAUGCUGAGAGCCCCGAAGAAGAAGAGACCAAAUUCUCAUCGUUCAUGGAAAGCCUCACUCGAUUCGACGUCUCCAUUUUUGGUGAUGUGGUCGUGAAACGAGUGAAAGACAUUGAGCAACUUGCGCGUAAAUGGCAAAAGGAAGCUCGUGGAUAUCGCGAGAAGUACCAUCGAGCCCAGAGUGACGCUCAUGACAAGAUUGCAUACCGCUCUUUCAAGGAGGGUGACCUAGCUUUAUUUCUCCCCACUCGAAAUCAAGCCAUUCGGUCAUGGGCUGCAUUCAAUGUUGGUGCACCGCAUUAUUUCUUGCGUGAACAAGAUUCUCAUAAGCUUCACGCCCGCGAUUGGCUGCUCGCUCGUAUUACCAAGAUCGAGGAACGAGUUGUGGAUCUCUCGAAGUCAUUAAAUGGCGGCACUCCCGAUAGACGCUCGCUUGGAGAUGCCAGCGAAGCUGCCUCCAUUGAUGAUGAGAAUCCAUUUGAGUUGUCCGAUGGCCUCCGAUGGUAUCUUCUCGAAGCCAUCGAGGAAAAGCCUGGGGCACCAGCUACUCCUGGAAUUUCCAAAAGUACCGUCGCGUCUACCCAGGUGGAUGCCAAGGGGAGCAUCCGUCUCAAGCGACCGACCGAAGAAAACACAGUCGCUCAGGCUUUGUCCAAGAGUUUAGACAGUCGGCGCAACAGCAACAAUUCCAAGCGGGGAACUCCUACGCCAUCCCAAAGAGCCAACGACUCGGCCAUCGAUUUAGUUCGACCUGCCGAUGCUGAUGCUAAUGCCGAUGCCGCCGGCUCCCAUCCUCGUGAAUCUGCACCGAUAUUUGAAGAGGUUCGCCGUGACCUACUCCUCGGCCCGUGA
This is a messenger RNA of Penicillium angulare, 3981 nucleotides long. RefSeq names its product autophagy protein ATG11 (gene atg11). Gene Ontology annotation, biological process: piecemeal microautophagy of the nucleus; reticulophagy; autophagosome assembly. Bases 1 to 3981 code for a protein of 1326 amino acids. The record is from RefSeq and is a predicted model, not a curated record. Gene Ontology annotation, cellular component: extrinsic component of membrane; Atg1/ULK1 kinase complex; phagophore assembly site membrane. Gene Ontology annotation, molecular function: molecular adaptor activity; protein kinase binding. The transcript is spliced from 3 exons. NCBI's taxonomy places the organism in Eukaryota, Fungi, Ascomycota, Eurotiomycetes, Eurotiales, Aspergillaceae.